This is a messenger RNA of Planococcus citri (citrus mealybug), 2372 nucleotides long. RefSeq names its product innexin shaking-B-like. The record is from RefSeq and is a predicted model, not a curated record. NCBI's taxonomy places the organism in Eukaryota, Metazoa, Arthropoda, Insecta, Hemiptera, Pseudococcidae. Gene Ontology annotation, cellular component: plasma membrane; gap junction. Gene Ontology annotation, molecular function: gap junction channel activity. The coding region runs from base 726 to 1835 and encodes 369 amino acids. The transcript is spliced from 6 exons.
UGAUAGCUUCCACUAAGUACCGGGCGGUUAGAAAAAAAUCACGACGACAGCUACGUAUGACAUUAGAAUGAAAAAGUUCAAACUUGAUUCACGCAGUGCGAAUUCGCGUUUUUUUUUAAAUUACGAAUUUAAACGCGAGUGCAGCUCGAUCAUGAUUUUGUGGUAACUGGUGCGAUAUUUUUUUUACGUAUUUAUUCAUUUUUGAUCGUUGCAUGCUGCAUCGUUUUUGAUAGGUAGUUUAAUUUUUCAGAACUUUGAUAGGUAUACUCGAAUAUCAGAGGGGUAAUUUUACGUGAAAAAAAAUGCCAUUUCGAGAUUCAUCAUCACUCCGCCGUAAUAACAGAAAUUGCUAGAUAAGGAGGCCUUUAGCAAUAAUAACUCAGUACCACACGUGCUUUCGGAGUGUUUUUUCGCUGACUCGUGAUGCGAUUAGUUAAGGGAAGUAAGUGCUUUUGCAGCCACUUUCUACCGUGAAGAUGGUACUUGGACGUGCAAUAAACGCUAAAAACCGCGUUGUUGAAUUUUGGUUUUUAAAAAAGAAUUAACUAGUAGCACACAUGCUACUCGAUAACGUUUCAGUUCGAAUCGAACGCAAUAACGACGCUUAGCCGUAUAUUUCACACGAACGGGUUCAUAAAAGUAUAAAAAUUCCUUUCCGAAUUAAUCCAACGCUUGAAGAACUCAUCCCCAAAAAGCUAGAAGGCGUUAAGUGUCUAGUGAAAGCGAUGCUUGACGUGUUCAGGGGAUUAAAGAAUUUGAUCAAAGUCAGCCACAUACACAUAGAUUCGCCGAUUUUCCGAUUACAUUACAGCAUCACCGUGCUCAUUUUGACCGCCUUCAGUCUGAUUGUGACCACUCGUCAAUAUGUUGGAAAUCCUAUCGACUGUAUUCAUACCAAAGAUAUACCAGAAGAUGUGCUCAACACGUACUGCUGGAUUCAUUCUACCUAUACUCUGAAAUCAGCUUUCAAGAAGAAAGUUGGCGUUGAAGUUCCUUAUCCUGGUGUUGACAAUACUCACAAUAGUAAGAAUAUUGCCGACGAUAGGAAGACUUACGGAUAUUAUCAAUGGGUCUGCUUCUGCUUGUUCUUCCAGGCGAUUUUAUUUUAUGCUCCACGAUGGCUAUGGAAACACUGGGAAGGUGGAAAAAUACACGCGUUGAUGUUGGAUAUGGAUGUUGGAAUUUGUACAGAAGCUGAAAAAAAUCAAAAAAAGAAAAUUCUACUCAACUACCUUUGGGAAAAUUUAAGAUAUCAUAACUGGUGGGCCUACAGAUACUACUUAUGUGAAUUAUUGGCAUUUUUAAAUGUAGUUGGUCAAAUGUUUUUAAUGAAUAGAUUUUUCGACGGAGCUUUCCUUUCAUUUGGUAUCGAAGUGAUAUCAUUUAUGCAGACUGACCAAGAAGACCGAAUCGACCCAAUGAUAUAUAUUUUUCCUAGAAUGACCAAAUGUACUUUUUUCAAAUUUGGUCCCUCUGGCGAAGUGGAACGUCACGAUGCAGUGUGCAUUUUGCCAUUGAAUGUGGUCAACGAAAAGAUUUACAUAUUCCUAUGGUUUUGGUUCUUGUUUCUUGGUUCCAUCACCUUAUGUGUUCUAUUUUACAGGAUAAUCAUCAUAAUAAGUCCUCGUAUGAGAGUGUACUUAUUUCGGAUACGAUUUAGGCUCGUCCAAAGAGACGCAGUCAGCUCCAUAGUAAGAAGAUCCAAAUUAGGAGAUUGGUUUUUAUUCUACAUGCUUGGCGAAAAUAUUGAUUCGGUGAUAUUUCGGGACGUAAUGCAUGAUUUAGCAUCCAGACUCAACACUCAGCAUUACAAAAUCGGCUACAUAGAUACCUGACAUUCGCCUUGGCGUUACUAACAAUAAGUGACGCCAUUAUUCAUAGGAUAAGACAACUGGAGAACUGGACGCGCUCAAAAAUCUAAGUUUAUGAAGACUGCAAGAAAACUUUCACAUAUCAUCCUUACUACAUGUACAUUAUAUACAUAGUAAUAAUUUCGAGUGUGAUUUUUUCUUCUUGACAGAUUUAACAUUUUUGGGGAAUGCUUUCCAAGCAUCUUCAGAAAGACAACAUUCCACAAAACCCACACAAUACCUUUACUUACUUUUCAUUUCACCAUGAAAAACGAUCUCAUUUUGAAGUUAGGUAUCUAUAAUCAUUUAAAUGUGGGGAAAAUUGUUAUUUUUGUCAUACCUAAAUAUGUCACUAUGCAUUUAUGUGUUCAAAUACUCAUCAUUUCAUUUAUGUAAUCAAAUUUUUAUACUACAUUUGUAUGAAAAAAUUUUAGAAUCAUUAAAAAAAGGUUACCUACCUAUGUAAAUUAUCAUAGAAUAAUUAGCAUAUUAAACACAAUAAUAGAAGCUACUGAAUACUGA